UGGGAUAAAUUUUUCAAAGUACGGGAGGAUAUAUCUUUCAUAGACAUUAAGCAAGUCAUAUGUUCAUUCUGUCCACCCCUGGAGUUUCGUUUCGAGUUUUCCAAGGAGGAUCACCAGAACCUAGUUUGAUGUCUCACACUCCAUUAUGACGACCGCUCCAAAACGCAAACGUGGGGAAGUGCCUACAAGAAUCGGUUCCGAUCCAAAAAGAACUCGAUUAAGAGUUGCCAGACCGUCAUUUUUCCUUCUUCCCCGAGAAUUGCGGGACCAGAUCUAUCACGAGAUAUGGAAGACUGCCGCUCCCUCCGUAGUGCAGAUCAAUGACUACACCUUCGAUGUCGACUAUGAAUGUGCAAAGACACGAAAUUCCGAUGAUCCCAUACAGCCCCAAGACCAACCAAAGUCCACAAAUCCAAAAAGACGAGGCCGGCCUACGAGACCACGUUCGCCGUGGUUCCAAGCCAGCAAGCAGUUCAUGCAGGAGGCAAUCGAUCAGUUCCACAGAAGAUCUCAUUGGAAGCUACAAACGAAAGCAACACCACCGUCCACGCCACAUAACAGACCCAAAAUAACUGCCCAUUCUUGCCUGCUCAAUCCUUGGCAUGGAAAGACCUUAGUAUUGACAGACAAGUACGCCUACUGCACCAUGUCAAUUCAGGAUGACGGGAAAGUCGGUGCCGUACUUGGGUUCACGGUUGCCAAUUCUCGCUAUUUUGAAGGUCUGCGAGCGUUAGCAGGUGAUUCACCGAGAUUGGGGCAGUUGAAUGUUACUUUCGGUGUCAGCUCCCAGAGCCUUUUUGUGCUCGGUGGAUUGGUGCCGAGAGUGGAUUUUUCGGCUCUUGGACACCUCAACGCUCCAAAUCUCCAGCAUGUCAAUCUAAAUGUGAUUUUGACAAAGGGGAACAAAUUCGACGAUUCGCUCAAAGGACAUAUCACAGCCGAGACAAAGAGCAUUGGUGAGAUUAUCCUUGGAGGGAAAGGAAAGGAGUAUUCCGCCGCCAUCACUCGUGCGAAUUCCGAUCACUACGGAGAUGCCUACUUUUCCAAAAACCCCAGAGCCAUGGUAUGGAAGUAUAGUAUCUGCAGAGUUUAAAAAGAAUGCAGUGGCCCAACGCUUGGGUGCUUUGACAGCGU
Molecule: messenger RNA, 1134 nt
Organism: Aaosphaeria arxii CBS 175.79
Lineage: Eukaryota; Fungi; Ascomycota; Dothideomycetes; Pleosporales
Exons: 1
Coding region: 146-1093 (315 amino acids)
Source: RefSeq, a predicted model, not a curated record